Xenopus laevis (African clawed frog) is the source of this 1743-nucleotide messenger RNA. RefSeq lists its product as uncharacterized. The transcript is spliced from 7 exons. Lineage: Eukaryota; Metazoa; Chordata; Amphibia; Anura; Pipidae. Gene Ontology annotation, cellular component: membrane. The record is from RefSeq and is a predicted model, not a curated record. Bases 436 to 1107 code for a protein of 223 amino acids.
CACUAGGCUGUGCACUUGUCAGGGGCCGGGCCAUAAACUCACCUGCGCUCACAUUUCCAGGAACAGCUCCCGGUUUUUUGACUUUCUGUUAGUGGACAAAGGCGCGGCACAGCCCUCAAUUCUCUAUUGCGACGCGGAAUGUUGUUGUGCUAAACUGAGUGCUAUUCUCACUUGUUAGCGUUCGCUAGGACAGCAAGCAGCAUACGAACUGGGACUAGCGACUGGCGUGUCCGAUCUCUACGGGUGCCCAUAGGGGGUCUGUGCGCUUUUCUGAUUAUCCCAGCGCCUUGUACUUUCCUGUAUCAGCUGUGUCUGUGGUGUAACGUGCAACCAUCCUUGCUGUUCUGUGCUGGCUGCUUCCUAUUCGGUCGAGCACUUGGGUCACAACAGGUUUGCCAUCUUUGCAAGAGGAAGGAGAUUUCCAUUGCCUUUCCAAUGGAUCGCUACCGCUACUUUAUUUUCAACCACAGGAGCAUGGUGGUGCUGGGGAUCCUUCAGAUAGCAUGUGCAGGCAUCUCCAUUGUGUCCGGCUUUAUGGAUGGAGCAUUCAGAAGAGAAUCCACCCUUGGGAGAACUAGGGCUCCGCUCUGGGCUGGGCUGAUUAUGACCAUUCCUGGAGUUCUGGCAAUAUUUUCAUCGCAGAAAAAAAACCCAGUUCUAGUUAAUGCACUUAUUGCUGCUUCCAUUUUCUCGUGUUUCACCACCGUGAUUGUUAUUGUAUAUUCUUCCUUGACACUUGGAUACGGGGAGGACGAUGAUGAUAUAUUUUCGGCACCUGCACAUGUUAUUCAUGCAAGGUUCAUCCUGGGUAAGCUUGUUCAAGGUGCUAAUAUCGCCAUGUUGAUUGCAUCUGUCUCCAGCCUUUGCAUUGCUCUGUCUAUUGCUUACAUGAGCUGCAGAAGCCUGCCACAUUGCAUGUGCUAUGAUGAUAUUACUGGAAUGGACUGGUUACACCCUGAGCAUGAGCAGCCUCAGACUGUUGAACUUGUUUGCACUUUCAGAGGUGGGGAUGAACGGAUCUUCAACUCUGCUUCCCAGUUUACAGACUGCAGCGUGGAAACAGAAGAAGAGUUCUCUCGGCCUCCGCCAUACGUCAGAUUUUCAUGAACUUGUUUUCUUUAUAAAGACCUUGCGGACAAAAUGAAUGAAUUGACCACUUUCUAAAGGGAUUACUGGCCAUUGUCACAUUUUUUUGAACAGGGUCUCCUUUUUGACCUUCCACAUUCAGGAGAAAGGACAGUUUUUACUAUUUUUGGAUAAAGUAUAUAUAUAUAUGUUUUUUUUUUUAAACUUUAUUUGCAAAAGAAUGGACUUGUCAGUUUGAAUCACCUUUUCUGUCCUUACCAGACAUUCUAGGUAAAUGCCCAGGCCAUCAUUGUUAUAGCAUAUGUUACUACUGGACCCAAAAGGCCAGUGAUGUGUGUGUUAUAGAAUGGUGUGUGAUUUGAUCCAGCAAACCUUCCAUACAAUUUUUAAGUGUCCUUUAAACAUUGAAUGUUCUGUGCGUAAUACAACAACUCUACCUCUUUCACAAGCACGACUUCUUCAGGAAAAAGCUUAGUAGACAUUAUUCUAUGGACCUGUAUUUCUGUAUCCUCCCACAUGCACAGCCCCGGCUUUAGCCAAAUACAGCACAUAUUUGUUGCACAGGAUUAAUAAUGUAUGAUCUAAACACAUUUUCAAGCUUUUAAAGUUUUUAUUUGUGGUUUUAAAUACAAUCAAUAAAAUAUUUUUUUUUUUUUU